Molecule: messenger RNA, 1042 nt
Organism: Plasmodium vivax (malaria parasite P. vivax)
Lineage: Eukaryota; Apicomplexa; Aconoidasida; Haemosporida; Plasmodiidae
Product: variable surface protein Vir14, putative
Exons: 3
Coding region: 2-1042 (346 amino acids)
Source: RefSeq, a predicted model, not a curated record
AAUGACUGGCCAAGAUAUUUGGGAAAGAAUAAGCAGUUUGUUCUUUUCAUUUUCAAAUGAAUUAAAUUCACAAUAUUUUUACAAUCAACUAGAAGAUAUAGAAGAUUUUAAAGAAUACUUUCCGAAUUGUGAAACAAUAAGUUCUUUUCAGGAGGAUAUUAAAGCUAAAAAAAUUUGUGCAAAACUUUUAAAAUUUUUAGAAUCUGAUAAAAUAUCAAUAAAUAAAAAUGAUGAGUAUGAUGUUUGUAUGCUUUUAAGUUUCUGGGUAUAUAGUAAGUUAUAUGAUAUUUUGAAAACUAAAGGCGAAAAUUAUGUUAAUAUAGCUUACGGAGAACUUCAACAAUUAUGGACUGAUUUUAUUGAUGUUAAACUAAAAAAACCUAAGAAUAAAACAUGUAGACCUAUUUUUGAGCUUGUUCUUUAUAAUGACUGGAAAAAAAGAAAGGAACUAUAUGAAUAUUAUGUUGAUUAUUCUGCACUUAGUAAAACUCUUGUAGGUUAUAAACAAAGGUGCAAAGAAUUCUAUAAAUAUGUAGAAAGCAAGAGAUCACUAUAUAAUCAUUUUAAGGAACCUUGUCUUUUAGGGGAUACAAAGAAAUGUCCCGAUUUUUAUGCCAAAUGUAAACAAUACGAUCCAGACAUAGUACUACCACAUUCUGAUUGUCCUAAUGAAAUAAUGAAAGAACAUCUUGCCGCUGCGUCUAGGGGUCAACCAAGAGAAAAAGCACUUUCAGGUAGUGAACCCAUCUCAGAAGAGAGAGACGGUCGUAUGCUGCCUCACGAUGCUCCCAAAUUUAGUGGAAAUCCUAAGACUGUAGAAAAUGUUGGUAAUAUUCUUCUUGGUGUAGUUGCAACUACUAUGACAUCUGGCGCUUUAUAUAGAUUUACACCCUUAGGAGGCAUGAUACGCAAUGGACUUGGAUGGAACAAUAACAAUAUGAGUAAUAUAAAUGGAGGAGACUUUAGAUUAUACGAUUAUGCAUCAGAACCAUUUAAUCCAUAUCCAGGAGAGGAACAUUAUAUUGGAUACCAUCCAGCGUAA